Messenger RNA from Fusarium pseudograminearum CS3096, 1866 nucleotides. RefSeq lists its product as uncharacterized. Gene Ontology annotation, biological process: carbohydrate metabolic process. Bases 1 to 1866 code for a protein of 621 amino acids. Lineage: Eukaryota; Fungi; Ascomycota; Sordariomycetes; Hypocreales; Nectriaceae. Gene Ontology annotation, molecular function: beta-glucosidase activity. The transcript has a single exon. The record is from RefSeq and is a predicted model, not a curated record.
AUGACAUUCUCACAAGCUGUACUGCAGCUACUCUCUGCAUCACUGGCUCUCGGCCAGAUGGUCUACAAUGAAGUUGAGGGCCCUACAGAACGACCUCAAUGCAAAGCCACAGAGACAAAAGAGCCAACAUACACACAUACACCCUUCAGUUACACUCUUACUGAGACUGUGAGAUACGCUACCUCGGUGCCUGCACCUACCACCACAACCACAUACGCCGACCCGCCAGAGUCUCUCAUCUCUCUCGUGCCUUCACUAUCAUUCACCACAUGGGGAAAAUGGGAUCCCAAUGCCACCACCAAAGCCUCAGACACGGAUGAUCCAUACGGCCAAGCUGCGUGGACUGCUCUCUGGGAACACGCCAACCCUCCCAACUUUACCGAGAAGGCCGUCUAUAGCACUACCGUCUCGCCCACCCCCAUUCCCAGCAGCGAGCUUAUUCUUCCGCCGCGAGAUUACUUUGGCCCUGAAGACUGCUACAAUUUCCCAAAGAACUUUAGCUUUGGCGUUGCAAGCUCUGCGAGCCAGAUCGAAGGCGCUACUGCAGAGGAGGGCAAAGCGCCAUCUCUCAUGGAUAUUCUUAUUCAGGAUGAUGGUGGAAAAGAUUACGUUACGAAUGAGCACUAUUACUACUACAAGCAAGAUAUUGAGCGCGUCGCUGCCAUGGGCGCGAAGCACUUCUCAUUCAGUAUUGCGUGGACGAGAAUCUUGCCCUUUGCACUACCCGGUACCCCUGUGAAUCAGGAGGGAAUUGAUCAUUACAAUGAUGUGAUCAACUUUAUUCUUGAAAAGGGAAUGACCCCCGAAGUCACCCUGCUUCAUUUCGAUACUCCUCUUCAGUUCUUCGGAAGCAACCUCACAACAGCUGCGCUCAGGCCUAAGAUCGGGUACACAAACGGUGGUUACCAGAACGAGACUUUCCAGGAUGCUUUUGUCCACUAUGCAAAGGUCGCUAUGAGCCAUUACGCUGAUCGCGUGCCUGUCUGGUUCACUUACAACGAGCCUCUGCUCUAUUCGUACAAUGCCCUCUCAGUAUACAACGUCGUCAAGUCCCAUGCCAGAGCCUACCACUGGUACAAGGAAGAACUUGGCGGAAAGGGCAAGAUCGCGCUCAAGUUCAACAAUAACUUUGGUGUUCCGCGGGAUCCCAAGAGCGAGGCGGACGUGUAUGCUGCGGACCACUUCAACUCAAUCCAACUCGGACCUUUCUGCAAUCCUAUUUACCUCGGCCAAGAUUAUCCAGAGUCGUUUAAAAUGACUUUCACUGACUUCGUCCCAUUGACCGAGGAGGAUCUCAAAUACAUCGGCGGCACGGCAGACUUCCUGGGCAUCGAUCCAUACACUGCCACAGUCAUCGCACCACCCGUUCCAGAUGACAAGGACAGCAUUCUAGAAUGCGCAUCCAACUUGACUUCAACUUUCCGUCCCUACUGCGUCAACCAAACCACUACGACCGUCAAUGGGUGGAACAUCGGCUACCGUUCCUACAGUUACGUUUACAUCACACCCACCUACCUCCGAAGCUACCUCAACUACCUGCACAACACAUGGAGAAUACCCAUAGCUAUUACUGAGUUUGGCUUCCCUGUUUUCGGUGAGGCGCAGAAGGAGCUGUCUGAUCAGCUGUUUGACACGCCCCGAAGCAUCUACUACUUGAGCUUCUUGUCCGAGACUCUCAAGGCGAUCUGGGAGGACGGAGUUGAAGUUAUAGGAGCAUAUGCCUGGAGUUUCAGUGACAACUGGGAAUUUUCUGACUACGACGCGCAUUUUGGAAUCCAAACGGUGAAUAGGACGACGCAGGAGAGACGAUACAAGAAGAGUUUCUUCGAUAUGGUGGAUUUCAUGAAGGCACGCGGCGUGGAGUGA